AUGGAUAUUAAGGAAAAGCAUCGCAAAGUGCUUCGUACCACUUUCAGCAAAGCAGCAAAAGAGUUAGAGGACCUAUUAAAAGACCAAAAAGGUGAGGUACGACAGAUCAAAAUAUCCUUAGAUCUAUUACGACAGAAAAUGCAUGAUCUAAGGAGAAUAGAUGAAGAAAUUUAUGAUCUCCUGUUAAACGAGGAUGCCAGUGAACAAGACCUGUUGAAGGAAAUAGAAGACAGUGACAGCUACAUCAGAAAGUUUGCGGACCUGAGUAUACAGUUCGAGGAACGGGUUCAACCAAGGAUAGCUGCGUCCGUGGAGGAUGAGGUGGCCUCUGGGACAACUGGUAAGAGCACAGGGAGCCUACAAGGUAAGCGUAAAUUCAAAUUACCUAUGCUAGAAUUCAAGAAGUACGAUGGGAACAUUAAAAGCUGGUUGCCCUUUUGGUCACAAUUUCAAAAAAUACAUCAUGAUUCAGACAUAGACUUAAGCGAUAAAGUCGAGUAUUUAGUUCAAGCUACUGUACCGGGCAGUAGGGCAAGGCAACUAGUUGAUAGUUUUCCCGCGACUGGAGAUAAUUACACUAAGAUUAUAGACUGUCUAAUUUCGCGUUUUGGCCGCGACGAUUUGCAGAUCGAGGUAUAUGUUCGGGAAUUGCUCAAAUUGGUAAUAAAUAAUACUUCGUCUGGCAAUAAAUUAGACAUUUCUUUAUUGUAUGAUAGGUUAGAGACUCAGUUAAGGGCUUUGGAGACACUAGGUAUUAAAUCGGAUAAAUACGCGGCUAUGUUAUUUCCUUUGGUCGAAUCGUGUCUACCCGCGGAUUUAUUAAGGAUAUGGCAAAGAUUUCCGGAAGAUGUUGGGUCACAAACGUCUAUUAAUAGUGCCGGUAUUUCCACCAUAGAAAAUCGACUCAAAAGCUUAAUGCAAUUCUUGAAAAAUGAAGUCGACAAUGAACAGCAUGUUUCUUUAGCGAUCGAAGGCUUUGGCGUAUCAGGUACUAAGUCUGGGAAUUCUAAACGUAAUGGUCCGAAAAAGAGGAUGCCUGAAGAGGAAGAACCCCAGUUUCCUUCGGCGAUGGGUUUGGUGAAUUCCCAUAGUACAAAUCAUAGAUGUGUAUUUUGCGAAAAUGCACACGAAAGCAGUCAAUGCUUCAAGGCUCAGAAGUUGACUCACGACCAAAGAGUGAAUAUUUUGACAGAGAAAGGUGCUUGCUUCCGCUGUUUGAAAAUUGGACACCAAUCUCGAAGAUGCCGUGGUCAAUUAAGUUGCUUACUUUGUCAUAAACCACAUGUGCCCCUAAUGUGCAGAGAAUUUUCGAUGGGCAAGGCAAAAAAGGAAGAGGAAAAUAAGAUAGAGAAUGAUGGUCAAGCUGUGCCGAAAAUAAAUCAGUCCUUGGCCAAUAGUGCUACUACUAAUGUUUUUUUGCAAUCUUUGCGCGUCAAAAUGAACCACUUAGGCAAGACGCGAGUUGUACGCGCCUUAAUAGAUACCGGAUCUCAAAAGACGUAUAUUCUGAGGUCCACUGCUAGAUUAUUAGAGUAUCCAUGUAAACGACAGAUUAACCUUGUACAUGGAUUAUUUGGAGGUAGCGAACUAGCACAAAAACAUGAUUGUUAUGACGUUAACUUGAGUUAUAAUAACUACAGUUGCACAUUUGAAGCACUAGAUCAGCCCGUAAUUUGUAGCGAUAUUUCUUCCGUAUUUAAUGGUCCCUGGAUGGAAGAACUGAAGAAGCUGAAUAUAGAGAUAACAGAUUCCGGUGAUACAUCUCCUAUAGAGGUUUUAAUAGGUGCAGAUAUUGCAGGAAAACUCUAUACCGGAAGAAGACAUAUUUUAGGAUGUGGACUGGUAGCUGUAGAAACCUUAUUGGGCUGGACUUUGAUGGGAAAGAUACCUUUAGAUCAACAGGACAAUCGCACCGCGACAACGGUUUCACUUUUUAUUAGCAACGCGUCGAUUAGUCAACUGUGGGAGUUAGAUGCUUUGGGUAUCAAUGAUCCGGCUGAAAGGAAGACAAGGGAAGAAACAGCGCUAGCAGCAAAGCAACUUUUCUUUGAGACUGUUGCAACAGAUUCCACAGGACGAUAUGAAACCAGACUGCCAUGGUUAGAAGGACAUCCGGCAUUACCAAGUAACUACCAGAUGGCUAAGAAACGGCUGGAUACCACGUUGAAGAAGAUAAACAAAGAUGGAUAUCUUGAAGCCUACGGCCAAAUAUUUAAAGAAUGGCUGGAUGAAAAUAUAAUUGAGGAAGUGUUCGAGGACCAGCCGAACCGAGGUCAUUAUUUACCCCACAGGCCGGUAAUUAAGCCUAAUAGCGCGUCCACAAAAAUCAGACCAGUUUUUGACGCUUCAGCGAAAGAAAAAGACAAACCUUCUUUAAACCAGUGCCUUGAAAAGGGGGUUAACUUGAUUGAAUUAAUUCCUGCUAUUUUAUUAAGAUUCAGACGACAAGAAAUCGGUGUAAUCUCAGAUAUUCGCAAAGCCUUUUUACAGAUUGGGAUACACAAAGCUGACAGAGAUUUUCUUCGUUUUCUUUGGAUAGAUGAUGCAGGGAAAGAAAAGGUGUACCGCCACUGUCGUGUGGUAUUCGGGAUUAGCAGUAGUCCGUUUUUAUUAGGAGCUUCACUAGAACAUCAUUUUUCCUUGAUGUUAACAAGAUGUGCGUCAAAACUGCUGAAUGUUUCGGAAGACACUAUUUUAAAAUUGUCGCAUAGUUUUUACGUUGACAAUUGCGUUACUAGUGUUGCUAAUGAACAGGAGCUGCGAAUUUUUGUAGAAGAGUCGAAUAUAAUAAUGGCUGAAGGCAAGUUUGAUCUCAGAGGGUGGGAGUAUACAGGCCAACCCCCCGAUGACACUAUUGAUGCCUCGACCCAAGUCUUGGGAAUAAAAUGGAACAAGAUAGAUGACACCUUGUGUCUACGACAAGAGGAUGAAGAUACAGAUCUACCUCUUGAAAAACCUACAACUAAAAGAGUCAUAGUCUCACAAGCGCAGCGCGUGUUUGAACAGUUGCUAGAGUCCAAAUGCUUCUACCAUCAAUAUUAA
This is a messenger RNA of Diabrotica virgifera virgifera (western corn rootworm), 3042 nucleotides long. RefSeq lists its product as uncharacterized. The coding region runs from base 1 to 3042 and encodes 1013 amino acids. The transcript is spliced from 2 exons. The record is from RefSeq and is a predicted model, not a curated record. Gene Ontology annotation, biological process: proteolysis. Gene Ontology annotation, molecular function: zinc ion binding; aspartic-type endopeptidase activity; nucleic acid binding. NCBI's taxonomy places the organism in Eukaryota, Metazoa, Arthropoda, Insecta, Coleoptera, Chrysomelidae.